AUGUCCACCUCAUCGCAGAUGCGACACGUACUGCGAACCCUGCGUACAGUCAUUUUACAGUGCGACCUUUCAGGCCCCGAUGCAGAUCUCGUUGUGGAGCCCAUCGUGCUCAUGUGCCCCAUCACGCGAAAUAUGUUCCGCGACCCGGUGGUGCUUUUCGACUCUGGUCACACGUACGAGAGGAGCGCUAUCGUAUCGCACUUCCAGUGCAACGGAGCCAAGGACCCGCUCACGGGUCUCGCCCUGAGCAGCGCGAGGGUGACGACGAACUGGGCGGUGAGACAGAUUGUUCGGGAUUGGCUGGACAAGCACCCGGACGUGACGCCCGACGGGUGGGACGGUCGGGAGCUUCUGGAGCCGUCUAACGAUGACAGGACGCGAAUAAUUGACGACGAGGGUGACGUCGGAGUGCUCCGGACAUGGCGUGCGAUGUGCCCUGCACUGCAGAGGAGGUGGCCGGAGGCUGCGCGACCGGAGCACUGGGAAGGGGUGACGAUGGAAAACAGCCGGGUGGUGAAGCUCGAGUUGGGUGAGUUUGGCCUGACCGGAGCGGUGCCAGCUGAGAUUUGGCGUCUGGGUGCGUUGAGGAAGUUGAACCUCAGCCGCAAUCAGCUGACGAGCGUGCCGGCGGAGAUCGGGCAGCUCACGUCGCUGACCGAGGUGCACCUCUUUUCCAAUCAGCUGACGAGCGUGCCGGCGGAGAUCGGGCAGCUCACGUCGCUGAGGCAGCUGCACCUCGGCGGCAAUCAGCUGACGAGCGUGCCGGCGGAGAUCGGGCAACUCACGUCGCUGGAGUGGUUGAGCCUCAACGGCAAUCAUUUGACGAGCGUGCCGGCGGAGAUCGGGCAGCUCACGUCGCUGAGGUUGUUGCACCUCGACGGCAAUCGGCUUACGAGCGUGCCGGCGGAGAUCGGGCAGCUCACGUCGCUGGAGUGGUUGAGCCUCAACGGCAAUCAUUUGACGAGCGUGCCGUCGGAGAUCGGUCAGCUCACGUCGCUGAUCGUGUUGUACCUCAACGGCAAUCAGCUGACGAGCGUGCCGGCUGCGAUAAGGGACCUGCAAGGCAAUGGUUGUGACGUGAAGCUGGACACGGGCGUUAUAAUCGAAGACCUGGAGGCGCAGGCGGAGCGACGGAGACGCGCGAACGAGGAAAUCCUCCGCGCGGCUGCCGAGCAGCAGUUCCAAGCCAGGUUUUACGGUUCACCUCACUGA
Molecule: messenger RNA, 1212 nt
Organism: Micromonas commoda
Lineage: Eukaryota; Viridiplantae; Chlorophyta; Mamiellophyceae; Mamiellales; Mamiellaceae
Product: u-box domain/leucine-rich repeat protein
Exons: 1
Coding region: 1-1212 (403 amino acids)
Biological process (GO): protein ubiquitination
Molecular function (GO): protein binding; ubiquitin-protein transferase activity
Source: RefSeq, a predicted model, not a curated record